Molecule: messenger RNA, 240 nt
Organism: Haemonchus placei
Lineage: Eukaryota; Metazoa; Nematoda; Chromadorea; Rhabditida; Trichostrongylidae
Source: the annotation of a GenBank genome assembly
AUGGAAGAUGAUGAGCAGAGGACUAUGCGUUUGGAAGACAAUGCUAAAGGAACUCGAGCAAGAAGAGAAGCGGAGAGUGACGAGCAAAGAGAAAGACGAUUAGCAGAGGAUGCGGAAAGAGCUCAAAUCAGAAGGCAAAUGGAAGAUGAUGAGCAGAGGACUAUGCGUUUGGAAGACAUGCUAAAGGAACUCGAGCAAGAAGGGAAGCGGAGAGUGACGAGCGAAGAGAAAGACGAUUAG